GAUUUUAUCUUUUAAAAGAACAAAUUGCCAAUAAGUAUCUCCAAUUCUGUCAUAUGAACUUCAAAACCCCAACUCAUCUUCUUCUCCUCCCCCUCCAAUAUUUCCAUAAAAAAACCUGAGUUCUAGUUUACUUGUUUUGCAAGCUAUGUUCUUUUCUACUGCAAUCAAGUUCUUAAUCCAAUCAACUUUUUUAUGGGCUGUUCUUACUACUCAUGUUCAAUGCUUCAAUCUCAACUACACCGCGUUUAAUGACUCGUAUAUCAACGACUUCAUCAUUUCUCCUCAUUCCAGAUUAUUUCUCGAUGCCAUCCAAGUUACACCAGAUGUUCGUGGUGCAACUAUGGCUAACAGAUCAGGACGAGUCCUGUACAAAACCCCAUUUCAACUCUGGAAUAAAAAGGACAUGAUCAGUUCAUCUUUUACUACCACUUUUAAGCUUAAUAUCUUAAACCAGACAAAUCCAGGUGGUGAGGGUUUAGCUUUUAUAUUAACAGCUAAUCCUCAAGUUCCUCCCGACAGCGACGGCGCGUGGCUCGGUAUUGUAAAUCAGCAGUUGAAUGGAACUUCUGAUGCUAAGAUAGUUGCAAUAGAGUUCGAUACGAGGAAAAGUUACUCAGAGGAUCUUGAUGAUAAUCAUAUUGGCUUGGAUGUUAACAGUGUGUACUCUCGUCGGCAAUUCUCGUUAACUCCGAGAGGCGUUAAAAUAUCCGAUGGAGCCAAUAAAGAUGUCACAGCUCGUGUUCAGUAUGAUGGAGUAGGAAAAAGAUUGACUGUUUUCGUUGAUGAUAUGGAAAAUCCUGUGUUCUCUGAGAAUCUUGAUCUGUCUCUUUAUCUUCCAGAAAAUGUUUAUGUCGGAUUUUCGGGCUCAACGAGCGGUGAGACUCAGCUAAACUGUGUACGUUCUUGGGAAUUUGAUGGUAUUGAUAUAGAUGAUGAUGAUGAUAAACGAUUGAUUGUGAUUGUUGUUCCGGUGGUCGGUGGGGUAAUCUUGUUCGCUAGUAUUGCGAUUUUAGUGUACUGGAAGAGGAAAUCCGACAGGAAAUAUCUGGAUGAUGCUUUUGGGAUCCAAUUGGCGAUCGAAGGAUCGUCGACUGCUCCGAGGAAGUUCAAAUUCAAAGACUUGAAGAAGGGGACAGGCAACUUCAGCCCGAAGAACAAGCUCGGAAAAGGCGGAUUUGGAACUGUUUACAAAGGAGUCAUCAGAAAUAUAGAGGUAGCUGUCAAGAAAAUUUCCAAGAAAUCAACUCAGGGAAAGACAGAAUUCAUAGCAGAAGUCACAACAAUCGGCAAUCUUCAUCACCGAAACCUCGUCAAGCUAAUCGGAUGGUGCUACGAAAGGCGCGAAUUCCUGCUCGUUUACGAGUACUUGCCUAACGGAAGCUUAGACAAGUACAUAUUCCACGACGACAACCAAUCAGAAUUACAGCAGGAAUAUGAAAUCCUGAGUUGGCCAGUAAGGCUGAGUAUAAUCUCCGGCGCUGCGCAGGCAUUAGACUACCUGCACAAUGGCUGCGCGGAGACAGUGUUACACAGAGACAUUAAGUCAAGCAACAUUAUGUUAGAUUCCGAAUUCAACCCGAAAUUGGGAGAUUUCGGACUUGCUCGUAUGAUCAAACUAAACGAUCAAACUCAUCAUUCCACUAAAGAUAUCGCCGGAACACCGGGUUACAUGGCGCCCGAGAGUAUUCUGACGGGAAGAUUCACCGUCCAGACCGACGUGUACGCAUUCGGCAUACUGAUCCUGGAAGUUGCCUGUGGAAGAAAACCUGGAGGUCAGAACCAUCAGAAUGAUUAUAGCUGUAAUAUAGUGAAUUGGGUGUGGGAAUUGUACAAAAAGGGAAGAAUUAUUGAUGCUGCAGAUAAAAGAUUGGAAGGAGAAUUUGAAGCAAACGAAAUGGAAUGUGUUCUUGUUCUUGGAUUGGCUUGCUGCCAUCCGAAUCCGAACAAGCGGCCAUUAAUGAAAAUUGUUUUGCAGGUUCUUAAAGGAGAAGCUGUAGCACCUGAUGUGCCUAAUGAACGGCCGGCGUUUAUAUGGCCGCCAUUGCCUCCGUCUUUCAAGGAAUUGGAUAUUUCUCUCGGACAAAUAACUCCAUUUUCGGAACUCAGUGGAAGAUAAAAUUAAUCUGAACCUGUGUAUAUAUAUAAUUUGUUUAGAAAAUUUAAAUUUGAAUGUUCUUAAUUUGUUUGUUGUAAUUUAAAAAACUUAAGUUUGGUGAUGAUUUAUAUAAAACCUAGUAGGUAUUAUAUAAUUAUAGUCCUAUAUGUUUUUUA
Molecule: messenger RNA, 2271 nt
Organism: Mercurialis annua (annual mercury)
Lineage: Eukaryota; Viridiplantae; Streptophyta; Magnoliopsida; Malpighiales; Euphorbiaceae
Product: probable L-type lectin-domain containing receptor kinase S.5
Exons: 1
Coding region: 146-2116 (656 amino acids)
Biological process (GO): protein phosphorylation
Cellular component (GO): plasma membrane
Molecular function (GO): ATP binding; protein kinase activity; carbohydrate binding
Source: RefSeq, a predicted model, not a curated record